This is a messenger RNA of Malus domestica (apple), 1901 nucleotides long. RefSeq names its product cytochrome P450 CYP749A22-like. The record is from RefSeq and is a predicted model, not a curated record. Gene Ontology annotation, molecular function: heme binding; iron ion binding; monooxygenase activity. Lineage: Eukaryota; Viridiplantae; Streptophyta; Magnoliopsida; Rosales; Rosaceae.
ACAGUACAGAUUAAAGAGCAAGAACACUUUACAAACUAUGGUCUGCUGAUUGAAAACCCAGUUAACAAAGAUGAUGAGUGCUUUGGGAGGACAAUUAGUCAUUCUUCCAAGCUUUCUGUGUGUGUUCCUUGUCUUACUCCUCAUCAAGAUCUUUCAUAAGCUAUGGUGGACUCCGACUCGAUUGCAGAAGCUGAUGGCUUUGCAGGGGAUCACAGGCCCUCCUUACAGACUUAUCCAUGGAAACACGAAAGAAAUCACCGACAUGAUCAAGGAAGCAAUGAGCAGGCCGAAAAAUUUAUCACACGACGUAUUUUCUGUAGUUCAACCUCACAUUCACUCUUGGACUCAGAUAUACGGUAAGAAUUAUCUUCAAUGGCAUGGUUCUAAGGCUCAGUUGAUCGUUACGGACCCUGAAUUAUGCAAAGAGAUAUUGAACAACAAAGAUAGAGCUUAUCCGAAAAUAGAGACCCCUUACUUUGACAAGAAGCUAUUCGGAGAUGGCCUUCUGACAACAACUAAACCUGAAAAUUGGGCGAAAUUGCGAAAGCUGGCUACCCAUGCUUUCCAUGGAGAGAGCUUAAAAAGUAUGACUCCAGCAAUGGUAGCUAGUACUGAGACAAUGCUGGAGAAGUGGAAAAGUUAUGAAGGAAAAGAGAUUGAGGUUUUUCAAGAGUUUAGGUUGUUCAGUUCGGAAGUGAUCUCCAGAACAGCAUUCGGCAGCAAUUAUAUCGAAGGAAAGACCAUUUUCGAGACGCUGGCGAAGUUAGGCGUCUUAGUGUUCAAAAAUUCUCUCACAAUCAGGGUUCCCGUAUUCAGUAAGUUUUUCAAAACCAGUGAUGAGAUCGAAGCAGACAAGCUAGAGAAAGGACUGCGCGUCUCCAUAAUGGAGAUUGUUAAGAGAAGAGAAGAGAAGGCAGCUUUGGGAGUGAUUUUCUUGGAUUACUUUUAAAGGCUUAUCAUGAUACGAAUGACGACCAGAGGAUAUCGGCGGAUGAAUUAUUUGAACUAUGCAAGGAGUUUUACCUUGUUGCACAAGAAACCACUAAUGCUUUGCUUGCUUGGACUGUCUUUCUUUUGGCGCUCCACACGGAUUGGCAAGAAGAAGUGAGAAAGGAGGUUGUGGAUUUAUUUGGCAAACACACUCCGAAUGCUGAUGGAAUUGCCAAACUGAAAACGAUGAGUAUGGUGAUCAAUGAGUCUCUAAGGUUAUAUUCUCCUGUUGCUACUAUUAUAAGGAAAACCGAAAGGGAAGUUGAACUUGGAAAAGUCAUUGUGCCCGCAAAUCUCGAACUGAUUGUCCCAAAUCUAGCACUUCACCAUGAUCCUCAAAUAUGGGGAGAAGACCUGCAACUUUUCAAACCCGAGAGAUUCUCUGAAGGGGUUGCUAAAGCAACUGACAACAAUGUAGGCGCUUUCAUACCGUUUGGAUUGGGUCUUCGAAGCUGCGUGGGCAUGAAUUUUACAAAUAUAGAAGCAAAGAUUGCUUUGUCAAUGAUUCUACAGCGAUACUCCUUCACCCUUUCCCCGGGUUAUGUCCACCUACCCUUUCAUUAUCUUACAGUCCGUCCGAAACGUGGAAUUCAGGUAAUGCUACACUCACUUUGAACUCCGAAGACCAGAAUUGCCAAAUAUCUUGCACUUGGUUGGUAGUAUGGAGUACCUAGAAAUUGUAGCCUUAUGAUAUGUGUUGACGUCAGUCUUUAUUAUAAAUAUUCUAGGAGAAUAUUUGGUAAGAUUAGGAUUUGUAAUUGAUAGUAGUCCUUUGUAAUUAGUUUCCUUAUCUUUUCUAAUUAGUUUCCUUAUGAAAUACGGUAUGUGUGCCUAUAUAUUGUAAACCCUUCAAAUAUUCAGCCAUACACGUUUCUAUUAUAUGAUGGCUUAAGCUAUAAGCAGUUUUUUUU